Messenger RNA from Priapulus caudatus, 3113 nucleotides. RefSeq names its product nucleolar MIF4G domain-containing protein 1-like. Lineage: Eukaryota; Metazoa; Priapulida; Priapulimorpha; Priapulimorphida; Priapulidae. The record is from RefSeq and is a predicted model, not a curated record. Gene Ontology annotation, biological process: ribosomal small subunit biogenesis. Gene Ontology annotation, molecular function: protein binding; RNA binding. Gene Ontology annotation, cellular component: nucleolus.
AUGCCAAGCAAAUUGAAAGAAGAAAAGGAAGCACUUAUCAAAGAAAAGCUAGAGACCCGAAAGCAAAAGAAGAGAGAGAAGAAGAAGCGUAUAAAGAAUAACAAAAAGGAGAAGCAGAAGGAGGUCAAUGUUGAGGCUGAUAACAGGAAGCAGGAUCUUUUACUCAUCAACAAGCAAGAAGACAAAGUGAUUCGGCAGCUCGAAAAAAGUCUAAAGAUGAAGCGGAAGAAGCUGCCAGCAUCAUUUAUUAACGAUGGCCUUGAUUAUCUGCUAGAUUUGUGUGACCCAGACAAAAGUAAAAAAGUUGUUGUUGGUGAUUCUGACAGUGAGUCUGAUCUUGUGAAUUGGCUUGAGAGCAAGAAAAAUAAAGGCAAGCUGGGUGACGCAUAUUCAGAUGAGGCAGAUUCUGGAAGUGAGGCGUCAGGAGAGAAGUCUAACGCGCACCAGGAAUUGGUGUCCAAUAAACAAAGUCGUCGCGUUAAACUCAACAAACAGGAUGUACAGACAGAUCACAACACAGAGAAAGAAACGAAAAAGCGAUUAUGUGAGGGUGAAGCUAGCCAGCUGCUGCCUCGCAAGAAAUUGAAAGCAACAGGAAAGAUAAGCGGUGAUCUGGAAGACAAAGAGGAUAGUGACGGGAGUGAAUCUAUGGACAGUAAAGACUCUAUGGAUGGGGAUGAAUCUAUAGACAGGGAAGAGUCUGGGAAUGAGGAUGAGUCUGUGGAUGGGGAAGAGGAUUGGGAUGGGGAUGAAUUGUUGGGCAAGAAAGGCACUAGCGACAAAGACUAUGACAGUGAUGGGGAAGGUUCCCAAAAUGAAUCCUCUCUCGCUGAAGAUUCGGAGGAGGAUCGUUCCCCUCGCAACACGAACAAUAAGGAGGACUUUGGUGAGAAUGAUGACUGUGAUAGUGACGAUGGCGAGACGGCGAAUUUUAACCAAAAUAAGAGUAAACAAACUAGGACGCAAGCAUCAGGCAGCAACAGCUACACUGAAGACAUCUACGGCAGACUGCGUGACAAGAAAGGCAACGUUGUAACAGGAGAGCAAGGUUCGUACGUUCCGCCCGGCAAGAGGGCGCUGCUGAGCACGACGGACGACGGCAAACACAAGGCGGCCAUCGAGAAGCUGAACAAGCAACUGAAGGGAUCGCUGAACCGGCUGAGCGAAUCCAACAUUGCGGCGACUAGCGCGCAGGUCGCGCAGCUGUACCUGUCACACAGCAAGAACGACAUGAACACGACGCUGGUCGCCACCGUGCAGAGCGCCUGCAUGGGUCCUGUGCAGACGCCCGAGCGACUAGCAAUGGAACACAGCAUGCUGGUGUCCGUGCUGCACCACAACGUGGGCAGUGAAGUAGGUGCCUACUUUCUGCAGAUGUUGGCAAAGCGAUUUGAUGAGUUGUACUCACAGGGCGAGAACUAUGGCCAAGGCAAGGAGUGUGACAACGUUCUUACUCUGUUUGCUAACCUCUACAACUUCAAGGUCGUCCACUGUCAGCUGAUGUUUGACCUGCUGCGUAAACUCAUGGACAGCUUCACAGGGAAGGACAUCGAGUUGAUACUGCUGCUGCUAAAACAAAUUGGGUUUGGACUUCGCAAGGAUGAUCCCUCUGCGCUUAAGGAUGUGAUAGUUGAGCUUCAAAACAAGGCUACGAAUGCAGAGCAAUUCCGGGAUCAGUCUAGGGUGAAGUUCAUGCUGGAAGUUAUCUUGGCCAUUAAGAACAACAACAUGCGCAAGAUUCCAAACUACGACCGGACGCACCUCGAACACCUAAGGAAGUUACUGCGCCACCUGGUGAGGGGCUCGACAGAAUCCGAACUCAGAAUCUCGCUUCACGACCUUCUGAAUGCGGAAGAAAGAGGACGCUGGUGGGUGGUGGGAUCGGCAUUGAGAGAUCAGCAAGAUGCCCAGCCAGUGAGUGAGGAGGCGCCGGUGUCUGUCGUGAGUGAGGCUACGGGCCGGGUGCUGGAGCUAGCACGCCAGCAGCGCAUGAACACGGAUGUGAGGCGCAACGUCUUCUGCGUCAUCAUGAUGAGCGAGGACUAUCUCGAUGCAUUCGAGAAGCUCCUCCGUCUGGGACUGAAGAACCAACAGGAGAAAGAGAUGGUGAACAUCGCGAUGCAUUGCGCCGUCCAGGAGAAGUCCUACAAUCCGUUCUACGCGCAUCUGCUUCGGAAGCUGUGCGCCCACGACAGGAAGUUCAUGAUGAUGACUCAGUUUUAUCUGUGGGACAAGUUCAAAGAGAUCGGCAAUUUAAGUGAACUGCAGGCAGGCAACUUGGCCAAGACUUUAGUGUUCCUAAUUGCCACGAAAUCUUUGUCGCUUGCCGUCUUCAAGGUCGUUGAGUUUGGUGAACUAGAGAAGCCAAUGGUGCACUUCCUUCGUGGCGUGCUGCUCGAGCUGCUGCUGGAGCAGGAGGAGGAGACGACACGUACCGCCUUCCUGCGCCUCGCCUCCGCCGCCACCGCCGCCAAGCUGCGGCCGCUGCGCGAGGGACUCCGCCUCUUCCUGCACCACUUCCUGCUGCGCAACAAGCACCGGUUGCCCGUGGACACGCAGGUGGCGCUAGCGUCACGCGUGGCUGUGGCCGAGGCGGCGCUCGGAGCGGCCGACUCCAAGGUGCUGUUGUAACAUGCCGUUCGCCUCGAGGAAUGACGUCCGGAAAUCCCAUGCAACGCUUCAGGAGGUAAACAGAGGUGCGCAGAGUUUGAUUUGUUGAGUGUACAAAGAAUUCUAGCUGGAGGUGGGGCAUUAUGUAUUUUUUAAUAAGUGCAAGUGUGGUAAGCGAGUAGUGUAAUUAAUGUAUUGUUACGUUUAUUGUGCUAUGAACGUCAUGUUCUCUAAAGGAAGGCAGAAUAAAAAUCCUUUUUAAAGCAUAUCCAUGGACAGUAGUUGCCUCUAUGAAACCCAUUAAGGAUAUUUUAGCAAACACGAUGAAGAAGUAAUUGUAGUAUUCGUAAAAAAUUUCAUUUGUUUGCAAUGUGAAACAUAGAUGUGAUUGCUAUGUUAGCAAGAUCGCUUUUUCCUAUACACACGCAUGGGCUGCAUUUUUUCAUCAAUACGUCCAAAUACAAAUGAUCAUGAUAGUGUGAGAAUAAAUUAAAUGAACAAUA